GCCAUGGGCUGAGCUUGACGGGCUCCGGGAUUUCCGCGUGGCAGGCCGAGCAUAAAGCGGCCGCAGUGACGGUGUUGGAGGAGGCCUGGCUCCGAGGAUGGAGAGAGCCAUGGAGCAGCUGAACCGUCUCACCAGGUCCCUGCGUCGUGCCCGCACCAUCGAGCUGCCGGAGGAUAGUGAAACUGCUGUUUACACGUUAAUGCCAAUGGUUAUGGCUGAUCAACACAGAUCUGUUUCAGAGUUGCUUUCAAAUUCAAAAUUUGAUGUCAAUUAUGCAUUUGGACGUGUGAAGAGGAGCUUGCUUCAUAUUGCAGCUAACUGUGGAUCAGUUGAAUGUCUAAUCCUGUUGCUAAAAAAAGGUGCAAACCCCAAUUACCAGGAUAUUUCUGGGUGCACUCCACUUCAUUUAGCUGCUCGGAAUGGCCAGAAAAAGUGUAUGAGCAAGCUACUGGAGUAUAGUGCUGAUGUCAACAUUUGCAACAAUGAAGGUCUGACAGCAAUCCAUUGGCUUGCUGUUAAUGGACGAACAGAACUGCUUCAUGACCUUGUACAGCAUGUUUCCAAUGUAGAUGUUGAAGAUGCAAUGGGGCAGACAGCACUUCACGUGGCUUGUCAAAAUGGCCAUAAGACGACUGUUCAGUGUCUUUUAGAUAGCGGUGCAGAUAUUAACAGGCCCAAUGUGUCAGGAGCAACUUCCCUCUACUUUGCUUGCAGCCAUGGUCAAAGAGACACUGCACAGAUUCUCCUGAUGAGAGGAGCCAAAUACUUGCCAGACAAAAUUGGAGUCACCCCACUUGAUCUUUGUGUACAGGGAGGUUAUGGAGAGACCUGUGAAGUUCUAAUACAACAUCAUCCUAGACUUUUUCAAACAAUUAUUCAAAUGACACAAAAUGAAGAUCUUAGAGAAAACAUGUUGCGCCAAGUCCUAGAACACUUAUCUCAGCAGAAUGAAAACCAGUAUCUUAAAAUCUUAACGAGUCUUGCUGAAGUAGCUACUACGAAUGGCCAUAAAUUGCUUAGUUUGUCAAGUAAUUAUGAGGCACAAAUGAAGAGUCUGUUGAGGAUAGUGAGGAUUUUUUGCCAUGUCUUUCGUCUUGGUCCAUCCACUUCCAAUAAUGGAAAUGAUAUGGGCUACAAUGGAAAUAAAACUCCAAGAAGUCAAGUGUUCAAGCCUUUGGAAUUACUUUGGCACUCAUUAGACGAAUGGCUAGCCCUAAUAUCUGCAGAAUUAAUGAAGGACAAAGCCAACAUCUCUUCUAUCUUGCUGAAGCCAAAAGGACCCAGUCAGCAAGAAGAUAGCAUUCCUACACCGACUUUUGAAGUAGCUUCAAGCGAGACGAAUGCACUUUCUGUGGAAACAGAGGGAUCUAAAAUGUAUGAAGUUGGCAGUGCCCAGGAAGCUUACGUGGACUGCCAAGAUGUUAUUUCUGUGACAGCAAACCGGCUGAGUGCUGUCAUUCAAGCAUUUUAUAUGUGUUGCUCUUGUCAGAUGCCUCAAGGAAUGACAUCUCCUCGCUUCAUAGAGUUUGUCUGCAAACACGACAAUGUUCUUAAAUGCUUUGUAAACCGAAAUCCUGAAAUUAUAUUUGAUCACUUCCAUUUCCUUCUUGAGUGUCCUGAACUUAUGUCCAGAUUUAUGCAUAUCAUAAAAGCACAGCCAUUUAAAGAUCGCUGUGAAUGGUUUUAUGAACACUUGCAUUCUGGACAACCGGAUUCUGACAUGGUUCAUAGGCCUGUAAGUGAAAGUGACAUUCUAUUGGUUCAUAGAGAUUCUAUUUUUAGGAGCAGCUGUGAAGUUGUAUCUAAAGCAAAUUGUGUAAAGUUGAAGCAAGGAAUUGCUGUACGUUUCCAUGGUGAAGAAGGCAUGGUGAGUAACAUUAUAUACUGGAUAAUAACUGUAACAUGUAGUUUUUAGGACUAUAAAUUUAAUCUAUUUUUUUUUAAAGGAACAACUUUCCAGCCCAAUAGCAACUCUUCUGUGAAUCCUGAUCACUUGAACUAUUUUAGAUUUGCUGGACAAAUCUUGGGUUUAGCUCUUAAUCACAGACAACUAGUCAACAUUUACUUCACAAGAUCAUUUUACAAGCAUAUUCUUGGUAUUCCUGUAAACUAUCAGGAUGUGGCAUCUAUUGAUCCAGAGUAUGCAAAGAACUUGCAGUGGAUUCUAGACAAUGAUAUCAAUGACUUGGGGCUAGAGCUGACCUUCUCGGUGGAAACGGACGUAUUUGGAGCAAUGGAAGAAGUGCCUUUGAAGCCGGGUGGUGCAAGCAUAAUUGUCACACAGGAGAACAAAGCUGAAUAUGUCCAACUUGUUACUGAGCUUCGAAUGACGAGAGCCAUUCAGCCUCAGAUAAAUGCUUUUCUUCAAGGUUUCCAUAUGUUCAUUCCUCCUUCUUUGGUACAACUCUUUGAUGAAUAUGAAUUGGAAUUGUUGCUUUCAGGCAUGCCAGAAAUUGAUGUAAAUGACUGGAUUAAAAAUACAGAAUAUACAAGUGGCUAUGAAAGAGAUGACCCAGUUAUUCAGUGGUUUUGGGAAGUUGUAGAAGAACUGACUCAAGAAGAACGGGUGCUGCUAUUGCAGUUCGUCACUGGCAGUUCUAGAGUACCCCAUGGUGGCUUUGCCCAUAUAAUGGGUGGUAGUGGAUUGCAAAAUUUCACAAUUGCUGCUGUGCCAUAUACGCCAAAUCUGCUACCCACAUCAAGUACAUGUAUCAAUAUGCUGAAGUUGCCUGAAUAUCCUAAAAAAGAAAUCCUUAAGGACAGACUUCUUGUGGCAUUACAUUGUGGAAGCUAUGGAUAUACAAUGGCAUAAUGAAGCGGGACAACAUUUCUGAUUGCUGAUGUGCAAUUCCUCGUGGCAAAAAUAAUUUGGCAAUCUGUCAACAGAAGGGAGAUGGUGGUAGUUAGGAAGAAGUCUUGGUUUUCAGUUGAUAGGUAGCAUCGAUUUUUACAAGUUGCAAAAGAUAACAGGGCAUCUCUUUCCUCUAUGCCAUUAAGCAUUUUUACGGAUAAUUCUGAAACUCAGUUUUUAAAUGCUAUUUCUCCAUUAAACACACCAUAUAUCCCAGUCCAUCUCUCUAAUCUCUGUUUUUUAUUGGAACACUCUGAAGCUGUUCUAGUUGUAACAGAUGUGAAAUGUGUUUGCCUUUCCACCCUAACUUUGCCAUUAGUAAGGGUUGCAGUCAAGUAUAAUACUAGCUGACUGUGUUAUAUAGGCAGAGAGAUGCUAUUCUCCUCCAUGAUUAGUGUGAGAUCUGAAAAUCACUGUCUUUAACUUCCAAGGGCUUGUUCAUUCCUGUAAGAUGACAUAAAUACUAAGCAUGUUAGAAAUAUUGUAUACUUUUUGCCCAUGUAUUUUCUUGCAUGCAAAAAAGUGACAUAUAUUUAUUUAUUUAUUCUUCAGGGGACAUUGAACAAAAUUAGAGAACAAAAUAGCAAAUGUGAUUUAUUUUUUUCUGCUAAGUUUAAAUACUUUUUUAUUUUUCUAGUUAUUUAAUAUCUAAACAUCUAAAAGGCUUAUUGGCAAAAAAUUAAAUUUCUGGAAAUAAAAAAAAAUCUGUAUUGUACAUUUCAAAUGCACAACGUAGUCACAACUGAACUAUCAGCAAUUUCAUGACCUUUGAAAACAUGUAUAUUUAUUUUAAAGGAAUAUUUCCCUUUAAUGGGUAAGGAGUCAUUUUCUGGUGCCUGAACUUUGAAAAAAAUAUUCAUUAAAAUGAA
Molecule: messenger RNA, 3720 nt
Organism: Protobothrops mucrosquamatus (brown spotted pit viper)
Lineage: Eukaryota; Metazoa; Chordata; Lepidosauria; Squamata; Viperidae
Gene: HACE1
Product: HECT domain and ankyrin repeat containing E3 ubiquitin protein ligase 1
Exons: 23
Biological process (GO): protein polyubiquitination; proteasome-mediated ubiquitin-dependent protein catabolic process; positive regulation of protein catabolic process
Cellular component (GO): nucleus
Molecular function (GO): ubiquitin-protein transferase activity; protein binding
Source: RefSeq, a predicted model, not a curated record